AUGAUGACAGAUGCUCACGCCCCGGUGCCAGGCCUGGCUAACAAUCCCCUUCCAGCGGCUCCGGCUCCUUUCCAUGACUUUGCCAUCACUCAUGGCCAUAUGAUGACAACGGCUCCAGCUCCGAUGGUGGGACACACAGCGAUGAAUGGGGCCCGUAUCAGCGCUCCUGCCGUAGUUCAAGCAACAACACCUCCUCCUCCUGCUCCAGCAGCCGCGCAACCUGCACCAGCAGCCGCCACACCAGCCCCGACAACCGCCCAGCCUUUCAAUUCUACGACUUGGAUGGCCAGUGGACCAGUUUUUGCGGCUUUGGCUCAGUUUAGUGCUGCACCUGCCGUGGCAAAUCCUGCAAUGGAACAGCAGCAACAAGCUGUAGCGGCAGCCGCACCGAGGCCAACUUUUGUCAAUGCCAAACAGUACCGGCGCAUUCUGAAACGGAGAGAAGCACGGGCAAAGUUGGAAGAGUACUAUAGACAAAAACGGGCCAGGAAAGCAGAUCAGGAAGCCAAAGACCCAAAGCCCUACAUGCAUGAGUCAAGACAUCGGCAUGCCAUGAAGCGUCCUCGGGGUCCAGGAGGUCGUUUCCUCACCAAGGCCGAGCUAGUUGAUUACUACAAGAAGCACCCAGAACAAGAUCCCUCCAACCAGAAGGAUCUAAAUGAACAUCCCAAGAGACGCCGCGAAAACGAGCAUUCCUGGGAUUGUGAUCGGGACGAGAGUCAGAAUGACAUCAAUUUUAUGAUCAAAUGCUAG
Molecule: messenger RNA, 753 nt
Organism: Seminavis robusta
Lineage: Eukaryota; Bacillariophyta; Bacillariophyceae; Naviculales; Naviculaceae
Source: the annotation of a GenBank genome assembly